GAUACAAAAAACCUUAGAAACAACUGAAUAAACCGUUCGCAAAACCCUAAUCCCCGAUCCUUAAAUUCGACUCGUCUUCGUCAAUUUUGUAGAGGAAAUACCUAGAUUUUUUAUUUUGAUUUGUCUUGGAACUCGAACAAUCCGAAAUGCCACAUAACUUGGCUGGAAGAAAACAGAGCGGAGGAGAUCAAUCUGAUGGGAGCGGAUCCGCCGCAAAAACUCAUCGCCCAAAAUCUGGUAAAACCUCUGAAGAGAACGACAAAAAGAUCUUGAACAAGAAACUCAAAGAUGUCGAAAUUAGUGUUCCUAUAGUUUAUGGAACUAUUGCGUUCUGGCUUGGUAAAAAGGCGACUGAGUAUCAUUCGCACAAAUGGACCGUCUAUGUUAGAAGUGCAACAAAUGAGGAUCUUGGGGCUGUGAUAAAGCGUGUUGUUUUUCAAUUGCAUGCGAGUUUCAAUAACCCAACUAGGAUUGUGGAUUCACCGCCAUUUGAGCUAUCAGAAUCUGGUUGGGGUGAAUUUGAAAUUGCCAUUUCUAUAUUUUUUCAUGCCGAUGUUUCUGAUAAGCAAUUGGACUUACUUCACCAUUUGAGGUUAUACCCUGAGGAUGAUUCUUCAGCUCCGCAGUCAACCAAAAAACCUGUUGUUAUAGAGUCUUAUGAUGAGAUUGUUUUCUGUGAACCUUCAGAGGCUUUCUUUUCUCGUGUCCAGAAUCAUCCUGCUGUUUCUGUGCCUAGACUACCCGCUAGUUUUAACUUCCCUCCUUCUGGACUGCUGAUUGAAAAUGUGCAUGAAAGGAAAAGAGGUGAUACGAAGGACCACCCGUUAAGUCAGUGGUUCUUGAACUUUUCAGAGGCAGAUGAAUUAUUAAAACUUGCUGCGGCGCGUCAACAGGUACAAGCUCAUAUUGGUAAGCUCAGAAGACAGUUAACUCUGACGGAUGGGCAACCACAACACUCAAAACCCUCACCUGAUCAGUUUCAUCUUAAGCCAACUGGAAGCUUGUCGCAAUGACCCUCACAGUCCUCAGGGAUUGUUAGGGUUGUUUUUGCUGUUCAAUCUAAUAUAAGGAAACUUCCUUUGAGCUUUCUGCGAAGACCUCUAGUGGGCCGGACUUUCCUCGAUGUUUCCUUUAGUUGUUUUAAUGCUGCAGAUACAUGAAAUGUACCUGGUAAUUUCAUUGUCAUGUUAGCAUUAACUGAUGGUGGUCUACAUCCUGUUAAGGUAAUUUCAUUGAUCCUAUUUUUGUGGUGUUACAGUUGGUGCAACUCCUCAUCUUUCAUUAGAUACUCUUGGUUACACUUUAUCAGGGUUGGGUUUACAUCAGUACUAUAUUUUCCUCGAUAUUUCCUUGUAUCAUUGUCGCCAUUUCUAGUCGUCAGAAAACUUGGCUCCACAGCCUAUUUUCGUAUUAGUGAUUCAACUACAACAUCUUUCGGUGUCA
Messenger RNA from Papaver somniferum (opium poppy), 1443 nucleotides. Its product is annotated as transcription initiation factor TFIID subunit 14b-like. NCBI's taxonomy places the organism in Eukaryota, Viridiplantae, Streptophyta, Magnoliopsida, Ranunculales, Papaveraceae. The record is from RefSeq and is a predicted model, not a curated record. The transcript has 7 exons. The coding region runs from base 147 to 1013 and encodes 288 amino acids. Gene Ontology annotation, biological process: regulation of DNA-templated transcription.